This is a messenger RNA of Klebsormidium nitens, 621 nucleotides long. Lineage: Eukaryota; Viridiplantae; Streptophyta; Klebsormidiophyceae; Klebsormidiales; Klebsormidiaceae. The record is from the annotation of a GenBank genome assembly.
AUGUCUGAGAAGAAGUCUCCUGAGGACUCCUCUGCUGGCAAGGGAAAGGAGAAGGAAGAGAAGAAGGGCCAGCAGAGUCCGACCAGGGUAAACGGAGAGGGAGCAGAAGAGACACCCCCGACCCAUCCUGCUCAAGGGGCCACGCCUUCUCCGCCAGCUGCUAGGGGGUCAGCCUACGAGACUGGGGGCCCUUCGAGUUCUGCCGGCCCGACCCUGGGGCCGGAAUAUGCUGCCGCUUUCGACCGCCUCACCGAAGCGAUUCAGCACCUGGAGCAGCUUUCUCUGACCAAGACCAAGGAGAACGCCGCCACUGUGGAUGCGCUCAAGCGCAAGGUCGCAGACCUGACCCAAGAGAAGGCGGAGCUCAAGGAGCAGAUGGAGACGCUGACCCAGGGCAACGACGCUUUGGAGGAAAAUGUGCGUGAGCUGGAGCAAGCGCUCGCUAGGGCCAACGGGGAGCUCGUCUACUGGACUGACAUGCUCCGGUGCUACCACGUGUCCGACCGCUGCUGCCGGGCGAAGGCCGGGCCCGACGUUCCGAUCCGGGAGGGGACCCCAACGGAAGCGGAAUUGGAGGAGAAGAGGCCGUGCCGGAGCUGCGCCUCGCAAUACUUGCCCUGA